Molecule: messenger RNA, 2221 nt
Organism: Chondrus crispus (carragheen)
Lineage: Eukaryota; Rhodophyta; Florideophyceae; Gigartinales; Gigartinaceae
Exons: 2
Coding region: 1-936 (311 amino acids)
Biological process (GO): post-chaperonin tubulin folding pathway; tubulin complex assembly
Cellular component (GO): cytoplasm
Source: RefSeq, a predicted model, not a curated record
AUGGACCCGUCCGACAGCCCGUGCGUGGCCGAAGAGACCGCGGCAAGCUACAGCGCGCGCUUUCAGACGCUCUUGUCCACUCUCAACGCCUCCACUGCAUCAGUUGAGAAGACCUCUGACUUGUCUGCGCUACGAGAUUCCCUGGCUGAGCUGAGGUCGCUGACAGCGGGAGGUGCGCAAUGGUGGGUCGGAUACGAGAUGCGGCGCGCGCAAGAGGAGGUUCGUGCGGCAGCGGACGCUCUGGACGCGGCAGACAGGCGGCUUCAGCCGCGCAAAAGAUUCCAGUUUGGCAUGCGGGCGAGAAAAGCUGCAGUUCAGCCUGAUGAAGAGUCAGGGGCAGACAAGAAUGCGUUUAAGGCGGAACCGGAUAUCGCAACAUCGCCUCCCACACAUCCAUUGUCAGGCUCGAAGUGUGUGGAGAUUAACCGUGAGAGUCUGAAAGGAUCCUCUCAAGUGUUGGUUUAUCCCCGCGGCUCUGUUGAGGGGAAGGAUGUGUUGCUCCAUGAUGUAUGCGAUGCCAGAGUGGUGAUUUUGGACGUCGUAGGCGCUGUUCGCGCGAAUAACUUGAAGAACUGUGAAGUGGUGGCCAGCGCAGUGGCUGGAUCUGUCCAUGUAACCGGGGCGCGAGGAUGUAAAUUUUGGCUGGCAUGCCGGCAGGUGCGAAUCCAUGAGAGCGUAGACACGUCAUUUUAUCUCGAUGUCAAGGGAAAGCCGAUCGUAGAAAGCUGCGAAGGCGUGCGGUUUGGGGAAGGAAGAAUACAGUCGAAAGGGUCGAGGGAGUUGCUCGAAAUGGCAGGUUUAAAGGAGGAGAACAAGUGGCGCGAAGUACAGGACUUCAACUGGCUGCACGAAAGUCAAAGCCCGUAUUGGAGCUUAAUGGAGAAAGGUGGCGUCGUAGAGGUUUCGGAGGAUGGAAAUAUUAAAAUACUCGAGUAGAUAGUGUUAAAGUCGUUGUCUCCGGAAUUACCGGGACUUGCGUGGAACAGCCCCGGUCGCUUUCACUGGAGUGAAAGGUAAAGGGAUUGCUUAAUCCAUGCGGCAUCUUUUCCGGAAUAGGUGGCUAUUUCUGUAAACGAUUUGUCGAGGAGCAAUUCACAGAAGAUGAGGAGUUGAUGGAGCGGAAUAUUACGGCAAUGCGAAAGGGUGUAUGGCAUGGCCGCAAACGAAGCCGCAAGCUCUGCAUGGUCUACUCAUGCUUGGGGCGGAUUGCCUGAGCCGUGAACUUUAAGUCUUCGAAAGCAUUCUUGAUGCUUUAGAUGCAUCAAGAAUGCUUUCAAAGACGGUCUACCUCACGAGAGGUGCUGUGUGCAGUGCAUUGAUCUUGGGUAAUCGGGAUUUUUGCUACGGCCGCAAUCGGGAUCUAGUGACGCCUGUUGACAGGAGUGACAUCACUCUUCUCCCUUGCCGAUCUAGCUGGAGUCCCGAGCAGCAUUCGUCAAGCGCUUCCGUCCCCGCACGAAACCACCUUCCCCCGUCCGCACCGCCAUGCCAGCGCCGCCACCUCUCUCCCGCCGCGCGGGGCCCCGCCCCGCUCCGCCGGCGGCGCCACCCGCGAACAAUCUGCGGCAAGCGUCGGACUCGUCCGGCCCCAACGCGGGCGGCUCGCGCAAGCGCGUGCGCGAGACGCGCGCGCCCAACGCGAACGGCGUCCCGGCCGCAGAGGCCAUCAUGCGCGACGACGAUGACGAGUAUUUCGAUGUCGAUAUGGACUCCCAGGAGGCCUUUGACCAGCUCGAGUACGGCAGGCCCAACGAGGCCCCCGUCAACGACGGCCUUUUUGUCCCGUAUUACCCCCACCUGGGCAACAAGGACUUCGACGAUGAGUAGGUUCCGCCGCUUCUGUUUUUGGUCAGGGGCCUUCCUUGCACCGCCCGAAUACUGACCGACUUUUCUGCGCGUUGGGAGUAGUGACUUGAACUGAUACGGCGCAGUCGAGGACAUCGACCUGGAAGUGGAGUAUAUCAAUCCAUGCCGACUGGCGCAUAGAAGCGUACUAGUCGCUUUCAGGACUCUAUCUCAAACUUGACACCUUUUCUCCAUUUCUCGGGGAAAUUUAACUGCACCCCGUUUUGCAACUUUACGCUGACGACCUUUCUCACAACACUGGCAUUCAGCACAACAGGCGACAAUAGUAGGUGUGUUUACUGAGUUACAAAUUGUUUCGUCAUAUGGUAAAGGCGAUGAUCACGGAAGCUGUCCGCAUGCCCUGACGGCCGAUUCG